GUACUUGCAUGGCUUGCCUACCUUUCUAAUAUCCUUGUACAACGAGCUCCACGUCCAAUAUUCCCUCUUCAGCGAGCUGAUUCGGAAAUGUCGUCCGGGUGGGAAGUGAGGAUGUCCAAUUCAAAGAAACUGCCCUAUUUCUUCAACAAGGAGACGAAAGAGUCUCGAUGGGAGGCUCCGCAAGGGUUGAAAGAACAGGAUAUCCAAGCUCUACCUGGCGCUCGCGAAUACUUGAAUGCGACUCAAGCGGAUUACCCAUCUGCAGGUCAGAUCAGAGCAAGUCACCUUCUCGUGAAGCACAGAGCUAGUCGUCGUCCAUCGAGCUGGAAAGAACCCAAUAUCACACGAACUAAAGAAGAGGCGAUCGCCAUCCUCGAGAAAAGUUUGGCGAACUCGCAAGAGAACACUUCGGACUGCUCUUCGCAUAGCGCGGAUGGCGACCUUGGCCAUUUCGGCCGUAACCAGAUGCAAAAACCGUUCGAAGAUGCAGCCUUCGCGCUGCAAGUGAAAGAAAUCAGUGGCAUUGUCAGCACGGAUAGUGGGGUCCAUCUGAUCAUGAGGACGGCGUGA
Pisolithus orientalis is the source of this 570-nucleotide messenger RNA. RefSeq lists its product as uncharacterized. NCBI's taxonomy places the organism in Eukaryota, Fungi, Basidiomycota, Agaricomycetes, Boletales, Pisolithaceae. Gene Ontology annotation, molecular function: peptidyl-prolyl cis-trans isomerase activity; protein binding. The transcript has 4 exons. Gene Ontology annotation, cellular component: nucleus; cytosol. Bases 88 to 570 code for a protein of 160 amino acids. The record is from RefSeq and is a predicted model, not a curated record.